Messenger RNA from Drosophila biarmipes, 3505 nucleotides. It is a transcript of the gene LManI, whose product is annotated as lysosomal alpha-mannosidase. Bases 502 to 3468 code for a protein of 988 amino acids. The record is from RefSeq and is a predicted model, not a curated record. The transcript is spliced from 7 exons. Gene Ontology annotation, biological process: mannose metabolic process. Gene Ontology annotation, molecular function: carbohydrate binding; alpha-mannosidase activity. Lineage: Eukaryota; Metazoa; Arthropoda; Insecta; Diptera; Drosophilidae. Gene Ontology annotation, cellular component: lysosome.
UGGCAAUAAAAAUUAUGAAAAGUUUUUUGUUUACAAGACCACGGGCUUAUAUACCACUUGUUUGAGUACAAAUCCAUAAAGCCGUUCGAUCACCUCCUUAAUCUGAAUAAUUAAUAACUUGAAAAGAUUGCAACAGAGAUAAGAGUUUUAAUGCAAAACAUAGAAGUCGUUGACUAGAACUCAAACAUAAACAAAUAAGAAUAUGUAUGCUUGUUUUGACAGCUGAUAAGCCCCAAUAGAGGUUCAUUCCAAUGCAAAUGUAUAUAUUUAUUUUGCUGUAAGACUAAUCGAAGGUUUCUUGUAGGUGUAAAAGUUAUCGGCGGAGCUCCUAAAUGGAUUUUAAUUUCAUAAUCCCACUCGAGUUUAUGCGAUCGCAGUGCAAGGUUUAUCGCCUCAAGUGGCACAUUGCUGGGGUCUCAGGAGCCGCUUUGCUUCUCGUUUCAUUUCGUUCGACUCAACCGCCGCGAUAAGACCCCUCCGUGGAGACCAGCGUUCAGCGAAAUGGAACAUUUCAGUGGGGUUCUGGGUUUUAUCACCCUCUUUUUACUGAGCCCAGUGCUAGCAGAGGCAACCUGCGGCUUUAAGGCAUGCCCCAACACAAAGCUGAACAUGAUCAAUGUGCAUUUGGUCCCCCAUUCGCACGACGAUGUGGGGUGGCUAAAGACCGCGGAUCAGUACUACUACGGAAGUCAGAACAGCAUUCAGCACGCAGGAGUGCAGUAUAUCCUGGACACCGUGGUCGAGGAGCUCCUGAAGGACUCGAGACGGCGUUUCAUCCAGGUGGAAACGUUCUUCUUUGCGAAGUGGUACUCCGAGCAAAGCGAAGCUGUUCAGCGAGCUGUGCAAAAACUGGUGGCAGAGGGACGACUGGAGUUCGCAGGAGGAGCUUGGAGCAUGAACGACGAGGCCACAGUGCACUACCAAAGUGUGAUAGAUCAAUUCAAAUUGGGCCUGAAAUACCUGAAAGACAUCUUCGGCGAGUGUGGUCGUCCGACCAUCGGCUGGCAGAUCGAUCCCUUCGGCCACUCCCGGGAAAUGGCCUCUAUGUUUGCGCAAAUGGGAUUCAAUGGCCAAUUCUUCGCCCGCAUGGACUACAUGGACAAGCGGAAACGUCUGCAGGACCAGGAGAUGGAGAUGAUUUGGCAGUCGAGCGAAUACCUGAGGAGCUCUAACCUAUUUACCGGCAUGCUGUACAAUCACUACUCCGCGCCUCCCGGAUUUUGCUUCGAUAUCAAUUGCCAGGAUGCUCCAAUCAUCGAUGGCGAGAGCUACGACAACAACGUUGACCAGAGAGUCAGCGACUUUAUCGACUACGUUAAGACAAUGGCCAAGUCCUAUCGAUCCACCCACAUAAUGGUGCCCAUGGGGGACGAUUUCCAGUACGAAGUCGCGGCAGUUAAUUUCAAAAACAUGGACAAACUGAUUAAGUACGUCAACGAUCGCCAAUUGGCGGGGUCCCAGGUCAACGUUUUCUACUCAACGCCCUCCUGCUACCUCUACGAGCUGCACCAGUUGCACCAAACGUGGCCAAACAAAACCGACGACUUCUUUCCGUACUCCAGUGACUCGCACUCCUACUGGACGGGGUACUUCACCUCGCGUCCCACCCAGAAGCGCUUCCAUCGGGACGGAAACCACUUCUUCCAGACGGUGAAGCAACUGAGUGUUCUGGCCAACCUCACCGACGCCCAGCACUCGGAGAAUCUGGAAAGCCUGAGCCAGGCGAUGGGCAUCAUGCAGCACCAUGACGCUGUGACAGGCACCGAAAAGCAGGCCGUGGCCCGCGAUUACGACCGUAUGUUGUUCAAGGCGAUCGUUGGUGCCGAAAGUAAUGCUCGCGACGCCCUGCGAUCCCUGACGAACUUGACUUCCGGGGAGUUCGAAAGCUGCCUGGAUCUGAACAUAAGUGCUUGUGCUUUCACCCAGAGCACUGCCAACAAUGUGGUGGUGACCCUGGUAAAUCCAAUGGCUCAUGCUUCAACGCAGUACGUGCGAGUUCCGGUGAAGAACGAGAACUACAUAGUCACCGAUGAAAAAGGUCGAGAAAUACCCUCGGAAGUUGUGCCCGUUCCCUGGCAAGUUUUGGCCCUGGAACACCGCUCGAAUGGCACACAACACGAGUUGGUCUUCAGAGCCAGUGUUGAGAAGGUGGCCAACUUUUUAAUUCGCGUACUGCCGUCCCCGAAAAGUGUUGUUAAGAACACUGCACAGUUCCCCCAGGAAAAAGCCAUAGAUGAGACCGAUGAACUAAUAGUGGAGAAUUCGCUCGUCAAACUGACUUUCGAUACAACUACGGGUGGCUUGAAAACCAUUGAAAUGAACGGCAUACGGGAAGAUAUUCAUCAAAGCUUUGGAAUAUACAAAGGAUUUCGAGGAAAUAAUGGUGAGGCCAACAACCGCUCUUCCGGAGCCUACGUUUUCCGACCGGACGGCGAUAUUGAAGUACUGAGUAGCAACCAAGUGGACCUCACGUUCUACAACGGCACCAGAGUUAAGGAAGUCUAUCAGCAAGUGAACGAGUGGGUCUCCCAGGUAAUCCGCAUCUACGAUGAGGUGAAUCGCGUGGAGUUCGAAUGGUUGGUCGGACCGAUUCCGGCGGAUGACGAGGUUGGCAAAGAGGUAAUCACCCGCUUCUCGAGUGGUAUAGCCUCCAAGGGAAAGUUCUACACCGACUCCAAUGGCCGGGAAAUGCUAGAGCGUGUGAGGAACCAGCGGGAGACCUUCGAUCCCAACAUGUCGGAGGCCAUUAGCGGCAACUAUUACCCAGUAACCGGGCAGAUUUCCCUGCAAGACGACGAGAAGCGAAUCACCCUGCUGAACGAUCGGGCUCAGGGAGGAGCGAGCCUGAACGACGGCGAGCUGGAGCUGAUGCUGCACCGUCGCCUCCUGAAUGAUGACGCCUUCGGAGUUGGUGAAGCCCUCAAUGAGACUCAGUUUGGAACCGGCUUGAUCGCCAGGGGAAAGAUCUAUUUGAUUCUCGAUGAAGCCUCGGAGAAACCCAAGCACGCAGAGCGACUUCUCCAGCACGAGUUGGACCAGCACUUUUGGAAGUUCUUCAGCAAGUCCAAUGGCGUUCCCUCUGUAAACAAGAACAUGAUUCCCGACUUCACCGAUCUGCCUAAGACAGUCGAGCUGCUCUCUUUUGAACAAUACUCCAGGGACCAAGUGCUGAUAAGAGUGGAGAACUUGGCCACGGAAGGAAACGUGGUUAGCUUCAACAUUCACCCCCUCUUCGAGUCCCUCAACGGAGAUCGGAUUUGGGAGACAACUUUGGAUGGGAACAUGGAGUUGGUCGACAUGAAGAGGUUCAAGUUCAGUCAAGACGGCGCCGGUGGUAUUCCUUCCUCCGUGGAGUAUUACUACGCUCCUCAUAGUCCGCUGUCAUCCAACUCUACGAUGAGCGCUAGCGAAUUCGUGGUCACUCUGGUCCCAAUGCAGAUUAGAACAUUCAUAAUCCAACAAAAAUAAAAGGUUGCCAUUUGUAAAUAAAAAUGGUUAAAAAGCU